Messenger RNA from Exophiala oligosperma, 1664 nucleotides. RefSeq lists its product as uncharacterized. Lineage: Eukaryota; Fungi; Ascomycota; Eurotiomycetes; Chaetothyriales; Herpotrichiellaceae. The record is from RefSeq and is a predicted model, not a curated record. The transcript is spliced from 5 exons. The coding region runs from base 1 to 1539 and encodes 512 amino acids. Gene Ontology annotation, molecular function: monooxygenase activity; iron ion binding; oxidoreductase activity, acting on paired donors, with incorporation or reduction of molecular oxygen.
AUGUCACGAGACUCGAUGCUGGUUAGACUGGCAGGGAAUUUGCCACCAAUCGCCAGAGUGUAUGCGUUGGUCCUUCUGCUGAUAUUACUACCUUUUGCCCGUGGACUUUACAAACGGUACUCUUCUCCUUUGAGAAAAUACCCCGGUCCCUUCGUGGCGUCCUGCUCGAGACUAUGGAGGGCGUGGAUCACGUACAACGGCCACAGCGAGCAUGACCACAUCGAUGUUCAUCGCAAAUACGGCCCCAUCGUCCGCACAGGUCCGAACGAGUUAUCUUUCGCGUCAGCAGAUGCCGCCAGGGAUAUCUUCACCGUUGGAAGGGGGGUGCAGAAGACAGGUUUCUACUGGGUGUUCCCUCCUGCAGAGAAUCCGGACGUCUUUACCGAGAUCCGAGAAUGGAAACACGCUCAAAUGAAGAGAUUUACGGUCCAGCCGUAUAGUCUUUCGUCGUUGCAGAAAAUGGCGCCUUCGAUCGAAAGCGUCGAACAAGAACUUUUCGCGAAAUUCGAUGGCUUUUGCGAAUCCCCUGAAGGAAUAUGCGACCUGGGGGACUAUUUGCAUUACUUUUCUUUUGAUGUACCUGGCGAGAUUGCAUUCUCUCAUCGAUACGGCUUCGUAGGGACAGGCACAGACGUCGAGGGAUGCAUCAGGUUCAUCGACAACGUGCAGUUCUACGACGGGCUCAUCGGCCAAGUCCCGUGGUUCCAUUAUCUGCUCUUGCUAAAUCCGCUCUUGACACGUAUUCCAGGCCUAGGUCUUAAGGAGAUGCUCCUAACCCGAAUGGCAAAAGCAGAACUCCAGAGCAGGCUCAAAGUCGGCAACAACGGUAGACCAAGUGGUGGACAGGAUGACCUGCUGGCGCAGUUGAUGCAGGGUCAUGAACGUGCCCCGGACAAGUUUAGCCUGACCGAUGUAUUCUCGGUCGCCCAUGGAGCCAUCGGUGCCGGCUCCGACUCAACCGCUUCGACCAUGCAGUCCUUUUUUUAUUUCUUGCUCAACUCUCCACGCUCUUACGAAAAAGUCCUCGCUGAACUCGACAAGGCUCACGGCGCUGACAACCUCUCCGACCCCGUCACGUUCGCCGAAGCCCAAGAGCUGCAGUACUUCCAAGCCUGUCUGAGCGAAGCUAUGCGUCUCCGUCCCGCCGUCGGCCUACCAAUGUACCGCAAACUCCCGCCCGGAGGCAUGCACAUCAACGGACAACACUACCCUGGCGGUCUCGAGGUGGCUGUGAACGGCUGGGUCGUUCACCGAGAUAAGUCUGUCUUUGGCCACGACGCGGAUGAAUACCGCCCCGAACGCUGGCUCGAGCCAAACGCCAAAGAGAUGCAGAGACACAUGUACCAGUUUGGCGGAGGAAGCCAUUUAUGCUUGGGUAGGAAUCUGGCACUGUUGGAAAUGAACAAGUUGCUUCCACGCUUACUGAGGAGAUAUCAUUUCGAGCUUCUCCAUCCUGGGAGGCCGUUGAAGCACCACACGACCUUUUUCGUCGUCCAGUCGGGCUUGGAAGUUCGCAUGUCGAGGAGAAAGGUUGACUGAUCUCAACCAGGGAUGGUGGUGAUGCGACUCGAUAUCAGUCACGGUGUAAAGUUUACGUUAACGCAAAAGGCCUCCCAUUUCAAGUUCAUAUUUUGCUCCUUGUGUAGGUUACUCAUACUAUUGGC